Messenger RNA from Echinostoma caproni, 315 nucleotides. Lineage: Eukaryota; Metazoa; Platyhelminthes; Trematoda; Plagiorchiida; Echinostomatidae. The record is from the annotation of a GenBank genome assembly.
AUGAGAUGCCUUCACUCACCUUGUACAGAUCUCGGCGUGCCCAAACCUACCAAAGCGGAACUUGAUGGUAAAACAGGAAUAUUGGAACUUGAGUUCACCCUGAUUUCCGGGGCGACUUCGUACACAGUGAUUCUGGUUUCCGGUUAUGAAGUUUGGCAAGUGUUUCACAUCACACCAUACACACGUUUCAUUGCCGAAAUUACGUGUUCCACUUGUGCUGUGGCCGUCCGUGCUGUGAACGCGCAUGACAAAGGUGCCUUCUCCGAUUUGCUCCCGAUCUCCUGUAAGCGCACAUUGGAUAUCGUUAUUCCAUAA